AGUCCACGUGUGAGAAGCUCCUCUGGACCAGUAGCAGCGCAAUGGAGGAUAAAAUUCAUUUGGAUUUGGAAGACUUUUCGUCGGAGCCAUUUUUCGACGCAAUCAUUAAGGAAAUAACAGAGCAAGACCCUUCAUUUUUAAUUGGGAUUAUCGUCGCAUUAGCUGUUGUUAUUAUAACAAUUGUGUUUUUGAGAUUUUUCUUGGGCACCAAGAAGACAAGAAAAGCAGUGUUACUAGUUGGUUUAUGUGACGCUGGAAAAACUCUCCUCUUCAGCCGGCUGCUGACAGGGAGAUUUAUUCAAACUGUGACCUCCAUCACCGAGUGUAAAGCGACUUACAAAGCAAAAAAAGAGAAGGCUACCAGCUGGACUCUUGUGGACAUUCCUGGUCAUGACAAUCUCAGAGCUCAGUUUAUGGAGAAGUUCAAGGAUUCUGCCAGAGCGAUCGUGUUUGUGGUGGAUAGCGCCACCUUCCAGAAGGAGGUAAAAGACGUGGCAGAGUUUCUCUACUCUGUCCUGACGGACAGCGUGCUGAUGAAGAACGCUCCGACCAUGCUGAUAGCCUGCAACAAACAAGACAUCACCAUGGCAAAAUCAGCUAAAGUGAUUCAACAGCAGCUAGAGAAAGAGCUAAACACUUUGAGGGUGACUCGCUCGGCAGCGCUCACAUCUCAGGACGGCUCGGUUCAGUCCACGCUGUACCUGGGGAAGAAGGGCAAGGACUUCGAGUUCUCCCAGGUGUCCAUGCAGGUGGAGUUUGUGGAGUGCAGCGCACGCAACAGCAACAAGGACGAAAAUGGUGAUAUCGAGGCUUUGGAGAAGAGUUUGGCCAAGCUAUGAACAGUCAUAACAGGUGGCCAGAGAUACACAAAGCUUAAAUCAUGUAUUUUGGAUUCAAAAGCUUUGAAAAUCAGUAGGUUUUUUUUUUUGUUUGGUUGGUUUUUUUUGUUUAUAGAUUUGUACACAUCAGCUGACUUGGAAUCAUGUGAAAAGUCUGUUUUUGUGUGAAUUUUGUGAGGACUUGUACCCAAAGCAUUUACACAAAUUUAUUUAUUUGGACAACCCACUCCAUUCUGAACAUUUUAACACCAUAAACUGAUGUUUACGGUGUUCAACAUCUGUGUGUUUUCUCCAUCUGCUUUGUGCCUUACAUCUGGAAUGCUGAGUGUGUAAUUAUGGAAACUCCUUAGGCUCAAGCUCCUGCUGAAACCUGUAAAGUUACUUUUUGCAUAUUG
This is a messenger RNA of Neoarius graeffei (lesser salmon catfish), 1234 nucleotides long. RefSeq names its product SRP receptor subunit beta (gene srprb). The transcript is spliced from 7 exons. NCBI's taxonomy places the organism in Eukaryota, Metazoa, Chordata, Actinopteri, Siluriformes, Ariidae. Gene Ontology annotation, biological process: intracellular protein transport; vesicle-mediated transport. The coding region runs from base 42 to 839 and encodes 265 amino acids. Gene Ontology annotation, cellular component: plasma membrane; cytoplasm. The record is from RefSeq and is a predicted model, not a curated record. Gene Ontology annotation, molecular function: GTP binding.